This is a messenger RNA of Mizuhopecten yessoensis (Yesso scallop), 3290 nucleotides long. Its product is annotated as homeobox protein vnd-like. The transcript is spliced from 2 exons. Bases 172 to 1299 code for a protein of 375 amino acids. Gene Ontology annotation, biological process: regulation of transcription by RNA polymerase II; cell differentiation. The record is from RefSeq and is a predicted model, not a curated record. Gene Ontology annotation, molecular function: DNA-binding transcription factor activity, RNA polymerase II-specific; RNA polymerase II cis-regulatory region sequence-specific DNA binding. Gene Ontology annotation, cellular component: nucleus. Lineage: Eukaryota; Metazoa; Mollusca; Bivalvia; Pectinida; Pectinidae.
CGGCCCUAUACUGACGACUACAUCAGCAUGUGCCCGUCAAUAUAACCGAAUACCCCUGGCUGAAGUGUUAAUGUCACCAUCCUCAAGAGGAGUAGAGUACAGGCGAGUAAGUGGUUGAGAAACAUCACAACACUUGUUGUCAUCAGAAAUAGUGGUACAACUUUAUAGAAGAUGAAUUUUAACCAUCCUCUAUCUACACCGUUUUCUGUAAGAGACAUUCUAGGGAACUGGACAGAACAUUGUGCUUUAGAUUAUCCUAACAACAUGAAUUUCAUGACUGGAAAUGGACACUGCUUGGACAUGACAGGUAACAACAGAGUAGGGGACCAGGUAGGGUUCGGUAAUAACUCUUCCUGCCUUUACGGCAGUACACCAUCGCCGAGUGUCACACCAAUGCAACAACCUACGUACACUACCUUGUCGUGUAGUCCACCAACUGUGUCCUCUAUGGGAAUGACACUUCACACGAAUCCACAGACAUCUCCUCUCCGCUCGGACCACAUUAUACCCGGGGGCAAUCACAAUCACUCCCAGGCCACGGGGCAGGCCCCACCCGGUCACGUAGGAGUGACGGAAAACACAAACGCCAGCUCAACAAGUAUGGAUCACGAAAUCCCUCAGACCGGAGCUACAUCUUUACCCGCGACAAACAUGCUGGACCAACAUCAGCAUCACCAUAACAGCCUCCAGACAGCAUCACAUGCCAUUACUCCAAAACGUGAAGAAGAUGAUAUCAUCGAAAUGGUUGAAAAGCAUAAACCAAGUAUCCUUAACGAUUCCAGAAACGAAAAUGAGAAAGACAAAACUACGAAAGACAAACAAGCAGAAUGCCAUCUAAUGAAACAACGACAAAAACGAAAACCCAGGGUACUAUUUUCUCAGGCCCAAGUUUACGAAUUAGAAAGAAGAUUUAAACAACAAAGAUAUUUAUCCGCACCGGAAAGAGAACAAUUAGCAAAUAUUCUGAAACUUACCUCAACGCAAGUUAAGAUAUGGUUCCAAAACAGGAGAUACAAAUGUAAGCGCCAACGACAGGAUAAAAACGUGGAAAUGGUCAGCAUGCAGCCGGGACCACCUCGUCGGGUCCAUGUCCCGGUCUUGGUGAGGGACGGCAAGCCGUGCCAGAACGUCACACAACCGUAUUCCGCGCCUUAUAAUGUCAACCCGUUCGCCUACUCAGCACCACCUUACGGAAACACCAUGAACAAUCACGUGUCAACGAUGAACCCAAUGAACCAAAUUCAACAAAGUGGAUACAUUUCACAACAACAGUUAAACCAGGGGAUACGAGCCUGGUGACAAUGAAACACGUGACAGGUGGUUUAUUAAUCUACAAGUGACGUUUCUGUAUCAUAAAAAGUAAUGAUCACCUAAAGACGUGGUGACCCGGAAGUCACCUAGAGACAUAGUGACCCGGAAGUCACAUAGAGAUGUGGUGACCCGGAAGUCACCUAAAGACAUAGUGACCCGGAAGUCACCUAGAGACAUAGUGACCCGGAAGUCACCUGUAGAGAAGGUAACCCUGAAUCAACAACAAAACAACACUUUCCCCACCUAAUCCUGCUUGGUAAGGAUAAAGUUAUGCUCAGAGUGUAUUGAAUCGGGAUUACGGAUGAUGCACAACAUAAACAAACUAGAAGAGGUUGUUUGAUUAAUUUAAUGCCUGUUUACUAUGUCAUGAUCAAUAAUGGCCAUGUCAAAAUAUACCAUCAGGAAUGCACCUUAUGCUGACAAUAUGAUGAUAUGUAAAAUGAACGGUUUUGAUAAAUAUUUGACUUUAUGUGUCUAAUGCUGUAUCUAUAGUUUCCGAAGUUAGACAUACUUAGCGCUUUCUUAUGUCUGGUUUUGCAUAUUCAGCGGCUACUGACAGUUUGGAUAACAAAGAAUAUUUAAAUCUCAGACACGUGCUAUUUUAUUAUUUCAAUGUAAGUUAUACUCAGAAUGUCAUCGUACAUGAUAUCGACAGUAUCAGAGAAUGUUCUGUUUCAGAGAGAGCGAAAUCAAAGAAUUCUUAAGUAAUUGUAGGUGAUGAAUCACAUUGAGAACGUCAUUCUCUAUUUUCAUUUUAUUUGAACUGUUUCCUGAUAUUUUACAGCAUUAAUUGUUUCGUAAGGUAACUGCUCAUUGUUUUAUGUGAGAAUUGCUCUUGGUUAUUUCCAUUUGAUUCGAAAUGACAGCAACUUAUUAAAAUACAUAUUUUUUAUAAAUUGGCAUUCAUCCAACAUGACAAUGUGGCAAGUGUUGAACAAAAACUGACAAAAACCAAACAAACAAUGUUGAUAGCAAGCACCAGCUCCAGUAUUUCUGGCGUCGAUAUAACGUAAAUGUUAUCCAUGAUAAAUAAGAAAUGAUAACGCCAAUAGGUAACAUUCUCUACCAGAAAUGAUUAUCAUCAAAAAGGACACAUGAUUUUUUUAUUUCUAUCUGAUCUAACAAAAAUCUCCCAAGUGGCCACACAUACUGAUUUUGGUGCGAAAAGAUUUAAUCUUAAAUAAAGUCACAAUUAAUAAGUAUUUUGUCAUUUGUAAUCACGUAUCACAGGAACACAAGUUUGCUUUCAAUUACCCGCCUAUAACAAAGACAUUACAUAUUUGUUUGCUUUACAAGAUCAAUGUAAAUACUUGAUUUCAGUCUUACUCAGGAGAAACCAGGCAUAACGCCGACUAUAAUUGUCGUCUCGCUUUGAACUCGUCUCGAACACAUUCCUAUGGUUUUUACCCAAUCUCAGUAUUGUAAGUUUGUAUAACGCUAUACAAACAUUAUUUUGUCAUUUUUAAGCUAGUCAUAUACAUAUUGUUUUAUGUUCUUUCUCAAAUGUGGAUGGUUUGUACAGAAUAAUAGAAAAUGUUGAUGAAGAGAUAAUUUUUUAUGCAUAUAUGGAUUAUAUGUGAUGCAAUGUACAGAUUGUUUAAUACGUUUAGAUUUUCUUCCCUUGCUUGAUUUACAAAUAUUAAUUACUGGAAUAGCUCAUUAGUUAAGAUUCAUUAGUAAUUAAUUUUAAAAUGUUUCAUGUUCUUUUGUUAGUAUCAAAAUGUACCAGAGUCACGUGUGUAAGUGUAAAUGUUCGUCUUCACCUUCCUUGUGUGCUGACUGUGGAAUCACCUUAAUUGGACGUGACUGCGACAAUUAUAAUAUGUGUGUGUGACGUCACUCAUGGAGUGGGUGUAUGCCAUCAUCCUUAACUGCCUUAUACGAUUGUUGUUGUAAAAUAUGUGUGUAAGAAUAUACAAAGUAUGAUGGUGCAGCGAAAGAUUGAUCGAUAAUAAAAAUCUAUGGCGAUUUGAAAUAAA